Messenger RNA from Gasterosteus aculeatus aculeatus (three-spined stickleback), 5221 nucleotides. It is a transcript of the gene atp8a2, whose product is annotated as ATPase phospholipid transporting 8A2. Gene Ontology annotation, cellular component: plasma membrane; trans-Golgi network. The record is from RefSeq and is a predicted model, not a curated record. Gene Ontology annotation, molecular function: magnesium ion binding; ATPase-coupled intramembrane lipid carrier activity; ATP hydrolysis activity. NCBI's taxonomy places the organism in Eukaryota, Metazoa, Chordata, Actinopteri, Perciformes, Gasterosteidae. Gene Ontology annotation, biological process: neuron development; phospholipid translocation.
ACCGGAAGCAGCGCGUUUACCAGUGCGUCUGACUGGAAACCGGCCGAAGCCGUGGUCUCCAUAACAUCACCUCAGCGGAACAGCUGAUAAAAAAUAAUGAUCUUCCAGCAGCAGAAGCAGCAGCGACAGAAGCAGCGACCGCAGGCCGGGUCCGGAGAAGCGUUUUCCCGCUGCGUCGCUGAGCCGUGAGCAUGCCACCGCUCCGGCCUCCUCUUCUCAGCCUCACCGACACCCGUUCGCCCCCAGCAAGAUGUAUUUCAACCGGAGACCCAAGAAAAUACACAGCGAGGGAGAGCAGUUAGUGUUGACCGCCAUUAGGCAGAAGGCUUCUAAGCUGCAGGACCCGGGCGAGGUCGCUGGCGCUGCGAUGCCUUCGGGCCUCACACACAGGUUUGACAAAAGACCUGCUUGCUCGUCCGGCGGUUACCGGAAGGCAGAUGAUGAGAUGUCCGGCACCACCUCCCAGGCGGACCCCGUAGACGCCACCGCGCGGACGGUGCUGCUCAACUCGCCACAGAACACCAAGUUCUGCGACAACCACGUCAGUACCACCAAGUAUGGAAUUCUCACCUUCCUACCUCGGUUCUUGUACGAGCAGAUCAGGCGGGCGGCCAACGCCUUCUUCCUCUUCAUCGCACUCAUGCAGCAAAUCCCCGACGUGUCGCCGACCGGUCGCUACACCACUCUGGUGCCGCUCAUCUUCAUCCUCACGGUGGCCGGCAUCAAGGAGAUCAUAGAGGACUACAAAAGACAUAAAGCGGACAACACCGUGAACAAUAAGAAGACGACAGUGCUGCGCAGCGGAGCCUGGCAGACGAUCAUAUGGAAACAGGUGGCAGUAGGAGACAUAGUGAAGGUGACCAAUGGCCAGCACCUUCCAGCUGACAUGGUCAUUGUGUCCUCAAGCGAGCCGCAGGCCAUGUGUUACACUGAGACUUCCAACCUGGACGGAGAAACCAACCUGAAGAUCAGACAGGGUCUCUCGCUCACGGCCACUUUUCAGACCCUGGAGGAUUUGAUUGCGCUCUCUGGUCGCUUGGAGUGCGAAGAACCCAAUAGACAUCUGUAUGACUUCACCGGCACACUGCGGCUGGAGAACCACAAUCCAGCUCCUUUGGGUCCAGACCAGGUGUUGCUGCGCGGCGCCCAGCUCAGAAACACGCAGUGGGUUGUGGGAAUUGUUGUCUACACUGGCCACGACUCCAAACUGAUGCAGAACUCCACCAAAGCACCACUGAAGCGCUCUAAUGUGGAGCGGGUGACCAACAUGCAGAUCCUGGUUUUGUUUGGCAUCCUGCUCGUCAUGGCCCUGAUCAGCUCAGUGGGCGCGGCCAUCUGGAACGACAAACACACCGAAGAUUCCUGCUGGUACCUGUCCAGGGCUGGUGACAUUUCCACUAACUUUGCAUAUAACCUGCUGACAUUCAUCAUCCUAUACAACAACCUGAUCCCCAUCAGCCUGCUGGUCACUCUGGAAGUGGUCAAGUUUACACAGGCCCUCUUCAUCAACUGGGACAUGGAGAUGUACUACGCAGAGACAGACACGCCAGCCAUGGCUCGAACGUCAAAUCUCAAUGAGGAACUGGGCCAGGUGAAGUAUCUCUUUUCCGACAAGACUGGAACUCUGACCUGUAACAUCAUGCACUUCAAGAAGUGUACUAUUGCGGGAAUUACAUAUGGCCACUUUCCUGAUCUUGACUGUGAUCGUUCAAUGGACGACUUCAGCAAUCUGCCGGCCAGCAGCACUAACUCUACAGAGUUUGACGACCCGACUCUCGUCCUAAACAUUGAGAGCCAUCCAACAUCCCCUCAGAUCUGUGAGUUUCUGACGAUGAUGGCCGUGUGCCACACGGUGGUCCCGGAGCGAGAGGACAACCAGAUCAUCUACCAGGCCUCUUCUCCGGACGAAGGAGCACUAGUCAAAGGUGCAAAAGGGCUCGGUUUCGUCUUCACUGCAAGAACCCCUCAUUCAGUCAUCAUUGAAGCUAGAGAGAAAGAGAUGAUCUAUGAGAUCUUAAAUGUGCUCGAGUUUUCAAGUAACCGCAAACGCAUGUCUGUGGUGGUCAGAACCCCCAUUGGAAAGCUUCGGCUGUACUGCAAAGGAGCGGAUAAUGUCAUCUUUGAGCGUCUGACUGAGGCGUCACAGUACAAAGAAUUAACUCUUUCUCAGCUGGAACAGUUUGCUACUGAAGGACUGAGGACCCUGUGUUUUGCAUAUGUGGACCUGGAGGAAGACGCCUACCAGGAGUGGCUGAAGGAAUACAAUCGUGUCAGCACGGUGCUCAAAGAUCGCGCUCAGAAACUCGAGGAGUGUUAUGAGCUACUCGAAAAGAACUUACUUCUCUUGGGCGCCACGGCCAUAGAGGACCGUCUGCAGGCCGGCGUGCCAGAGACCAUCGCCACCCUGAUGAAAGCCGACAUCAAGAUCUGGGUCCUCACGGGAGACAAGCAGGAGACCGCCAUCAACAUAGGUUACUCCUGUCGCCUGGUGACACACGGCAUGUCCCUCAUCAUUGUCAACGAGGACUCUCUGGACGCUACCCGCGCCUCUCUGACCGCUCACUGUUCGUCCCUGGGCGACUCUCUGAGGAAGGAGAACGAGCUGGCGCUGAUCAUCGACGGUCAGACGCUGAAGUACGCGCUCUCCUUCGAGCUCCGCCAGGCCUUCCUUGACUUGGCGUUAUCCUGCAAGGCUGUCAUCUGCUGCCGAGUGUCGCCGCUGCAGAAGUCCGAGAUCGUGGACAUGGUGAAGAAGCACGUGAAGGCGAUCACGCUGGCGAUCGGCGACGGUGCCAACGACGUGGGCAUGAUUCAGACGGCUCACGUCGGAGUGGGGAUCAGUGGCAACGAGGGCAUGCAGGCCACCAAUUCCUCCGACUACUCCAUAGCACAGUUCUCCUACCUGGAGAAGCUGCUAUUGGUCCACGGGGCUUGGAGCUACAACCGUGUCACCAAGUGCAUCCUCUACUGUUUCUACAAGAAUGUGGUCCUCUAUAUUAUCGAGCUGUGGUUCGCCUUCGUGAACGGCUUCUCCGGACAGAUCCUAUUCGAGCGCUGGUGCAUCGGCCUCUACAACGUGAUAUUUACUGCGCUGCCCCCGUUCACUCUGGGGAUAUUCGACCGGCCGUGCAGCCAGCAGAAUAUGCUCCGUUUCCCACAGCUCUACCGGAUCACUCAGAAUGCCGAGGGCUUCAACACCAAGGUGUUUUGGGGUACUUGUAUCAAUGCACUGAUUCAUUCCGUUAUUCUCUUUUGGUUUCCACUCAAAAUGUUGGAGCAUGAUUCCCCUUUCAGCGACGGUCAGGGAAAUGACUACCUGUUUGUUGGGAACAUGGUCUACACAUAUGUGGUAGUUACAGUAUGUCUGAAAGCUGGAAUGGAGACCACAGCUUGGACCAAGUUUUCCCACCUGGCGGUGUGGGGAAGCAUGGUGCUCUGGAUGGUCUUCUUCGCUGUCUACUCUGCAAUCUGGCCCACCAUCCCCAUCGCCCCCGACAUGCUGGGCCAGGCUGGCAAGGUGAUGCAGUGCUGGUACUUCUGGCUGGGCCUGGUCCUGGUGCCCACUGCGUGUUUAGUCAAAGACUUCGCUUGGAUCACCACACGUCGCACCGUGAGGAAGUCUCUCCUGGAGGAGGUGCAGGAGUUGGAGGCCCGUGCGGUGGACCCAGGGGCAGCUGUACUCAGGGACGCCAGCGGCCGCAGUCUAAACGAACGGGCCCAUCUGCUGACAAGAGUCUUUAAGAAAACGCCUUCCAGCGUCGGACGCUCCAACUCGGUGCAGCAGACUGUGUCACACGGCUACGCCUUCUCUCAAGAGGAGCACGGCGUCGUUUCCCAAUCCCAGGUAGUGCGCUCCUAUGACACCACACGCGAACGCCCCAGCCUCUAGCGCCACCCCCCGAUCCGAGGCAACGGUUAUCAAGGGGACAGCGGAGACAGACUUAUGUGACACCCUCGCACGGGGGGGAUCGACCCCCCUCCCCCGCAUCCUCGCUGUGGCCUUAACGGAACUAUGACCCGACCCCCUCCGCCGGAAGGGGGGUGUCACGGUCAGCCGCGAAGGCCGGCGCACAUAGGAUUCACUUGAGAGAAGGGACCAGGCCGACUCCGUGAAAAACAAAACUCUUGAAAUCCCCAUAAGCUGCACAGGCAUGAGCAACCUAUCUACGCACAGACACGACGAGGCAAAGCCAGAGACUGCUGCUCAUCCCUGUACGCCCCCCAGACUGGGUUUGCUUCAUGCCGCUGUGUUAUCCGUGGGUGUGUGUGUGUGUGUGUGUGUGUGUCUGUAUCUGCCCGUGCAUGUACGCCUGCACGCAUUUGCGCUCCUGUGUUUGUGUGCAUGUGUGUUUGCUUCCACGGCUCGCCCCCCCCCCCCCCUCUCUGACAUCUGAAACAUACACACACACUGAUGAGUUCCAUACAGGAAAGGAAAGAGGGAGGACCGCCAGAGCCCUGGACCCCAGCUACAGACCCCCCCUCCCGUCCCCUCCCGUCCCAUCGCAGCAACAAGCCUCACUGCCAAACACCGUGGAGAUUUCACUGAGGCAGAGCGCUCUAAACCGGACCACCGCCUCGCCGCUGCCCCUCCCACCACACCGGGACGUCCUCUUGCUUAUCCCUCCUUGUAUCUUCAUGUCUUCACCCCUAUCGCUCCAUCUCCCAGCCGCUCCUCCACGUCCCCCCUCCACCCCCCCCCUCUUAUCACGUCUCCUCAUCUCGGCCAGUUUUUAACAAUCCACGUUGUUUCCUGUUGUUUUUGACCCCUCCCGUAAUUCCUGAUGCUGCCCGUCAAGCCUCGUCAGCUGACUCGGGAGGCAGUGAGUCUGGCAUUAGAGCUUCCUCAGUUAGUUUUUUCCAUUCCUUACUGGACUGCUCAUUUCUUUUCUUUUUUUAUUAUUAAAGUUAACGUGUAUGUGUUUGUAUUUUGUAUUUUUUUUUUCUCAUUUCAUUAACGCCUGUUUUUGUACUCGUAUGUGAAGACUUGUCCUGUAGGGAAUAUUUUACUUGAAACAGUGCUACUACGCAUCCAAACAGAAGGGAUCUGAUUGAGACACUCGCCUAGAUCAUGUGUUUUUGCGGCUCUGCGGUUUGUCCCAACGUAGAGUCCAUUGUGUGUGUGUGUGUGUGAGACUGUGUUGAGGAUGGGAAUGCAAGACUGAACGGGUGGGGGUUGUCCAUCCGAGUCCUAAUCAUUAAAUCUAAUUAAUCCAUGGCCUGA